This is a messenger RNA of Thamnophis elegans (Western terrestrial garter snake), 2908 nucleotides long. Its product is annotated as zinc finger protein 658B-like. The record is from RefSeq and is a predicted model, not a curated record. The transcript has 3 exons. Gene Ontology annotation, biological process: negative regulation of transcription by RNA polymerase II. The coding region runs from base 713 to 2116 and encodes 467 amino acids. Lineage: Eukaryota; Metazoa; Chordata; Lepidosauria; Squamata; Natricidae. Gene Ontology annotation, molecular function: DNA-binding transcription repressor activity, RNA polymerase II-specific.
CCCCCCUUACUGGCUGGAUUUCCGCUUCCCACGGUGAUUUCCGCUUCUUCCUCGGAGGAUCUGCGCUGGAUCCUUCGGGAGAGGCUCCUGGAUCCCGCUGGGGGCAGGUGGGGCUGCUCUCCCUUCGCCCUCCAGGCCGCCCCUCCGGCCAGGAGAUCUCCCCCCCCGCCCCCCGCCAGGAGGAAGGGAGCUGCGGAUCCCGAUCUUCGGCUCGCAGGGUUUUCCUCGGGGAGAUCCGGGCUCUGGCGUUGCUUGAAGGGAGCGGAUCCCGCCCUUCCCUCCAGGGGGACGAAAGGGGCUCCGUCCCUCGGCUGGAUCUGCCCGCUCCUCUCCCGGGCAAGGCUCCCCGAGGGGGCUCCGGGUGAAUCCGGGAAGGAACUUUGGGGUCGUUUAUAGAUUAAGCUCAGCAUUAUGUCGGCAUCUGAGUCCUUUUCAUUUCCCUUUGCAGGGGAAUAGUGAAGAUGUGGCUGUGAACUCCAGAGAGGAGAAAGGGGCAUUCUUGGAUCAGAACCCCCGAAAUUUUGGCCGGGACUCAAUCUUAGAAAAUUAGGAAAUCUUGGCCCCGUUGGAGGAGGACUGGAGUAACAAGUAACCCAGAGACCUCUUAAGAUUAACUUUAAAGCGGAUAAAAGAUUGUGACCAAGGAUUUACCUUGAAGGCGACUGUCAACAGAGAAUAGAAAAUCAGCCCAAGGCAGCAGCCGCCCGAAAGGAUGAAGCUUAGGAAACGCUUGAAUCCCCCAUCAAACACAAGCAGCAUUGCAAAAAAAUCCUAUGAAUGCUCAGAAUGUGGGAAAUCCUUUGCCAGCAGGUCCCUCCUUUUGACCCAUAGGAAGGUCCAUGUGGGAAGUGGAUCCAGUGAAGGUUUGGAGGGUGAGAAAUCCUUCUCUGGGAAAAACUCCAAAGAUCUCAGGAGCCCCCCAACACUAAAACCCUAUAAAUGUGAGGAAUGUGACUUGCGCUUUGGACUAAAGUCAAGCCUUCUUACACAUCAGAAAAUCCAUACCAGAGAGAAACCUUAUCAGUGUCUGGAAUGUGGGAAUUGUUUCCGUAGAAAAGACGUUCUCAGAAACCACGAGAGAAUCCACACAGGGGAGAAACCUUACAGCUGUUUGGAAUGUGGGAAGAGCUUUUCUCAUAAGUCACAUCUUUGUUCCCAUGAGAAGAUCCAUGCAGGAAUAAAAUCUUACAAGUGCUUUGAGUGUGGAAAAUGUUUCACCCAGAAUUCAGGUCUUCGUUCCCAUGAGAAGAUCCAUGCAGGAAUCAAAUCAUACAAGUGCUUUGAGUGUGGAAAAUGUUUCACCCAGAGUUCAGGUCUUCGGUGUCAUUGGAAAACACACACAGGGGAGAAAAAUGAAAAAUGCCUCGAAUGCGGGAAAUAUUUUAGCAGUAAGUCGUGCCUGAUGCGACAUCAGAGAAUUCACACUGGAGAGAAACCCUACGAAUGUCCAGAAUGUGGGAAAAGAUUUAUGGAUUCUUCUGCUGUUCGGAAACAUCAGACGAGACACAAAGGAGAAAAACCCUAUAAGUGUAGAAAGUGUGGGAAAGGCUUUCUUGCACAAAGUGAUGUUGAGAGGCAUGAGAGAAACCACACACGGGAGAAGCUCUUCAAAUGUGGGGAGUGUGGGAAAAGUUUCAUUUACCUAGCCGAAGUUCAGAUUCAUCAGAGAAGCCACACUGGGGAGAAACCCUUCAAAUGUGGGGAGUGUGGGAAAUGCUUUUCCCAAAAACCACACCUCGGAACCCAUCAGAGGGUCCACACAGGAGAGAAGCCCUACAGAUGCAUAGAAUGUGGAAAAUCUUUUGCUUAUAAGUAUGUACUUUGGAGACACCGUCAAACCCACACAAGGGAGAAGCCAUAUCAGUGCAGUGAAUGUGGAAGAUUUUAUCGUACUUCAUCAGACCUUAGAAGUCAUGUGAAAAUUCACAUGGAGGAAAACAAGUACAAAUGUUUGGACUGUGGGAAAGCAUUUGCUAAUUCAUCUUCCCUUAGAAGACACAGACGAAUCCAUACAGGAGAGAAGCCCCAUAAAUGCUCAGAGUGCAAUAAAUGUUUUACUCAGAAAGGCCAUCUUUCGAAGCAUCAGCGAAUCCACACCAGGAAAAAAAACACAUGACUGGAGUGUGGGAAAUGUUUUGCCCAACCUCCAUAACUUUGCAUGCACUCCCCAAAUCACACCAGAGAGUGGCAUUACAAGUGUACAGAGCAUGAGGGACAUUUUCAUUGUAAAUCACAGCUAAAAAUGCCUCAGAAAGUCCUUCAAUUGUAAACAACAUUGGAUUCUACGUCCCGGCCCCCCGGCCCCAAAAUCAUCCCUUAUCUUUCACCAGGAACAUCAGAUAGUCACAGAAGGGAAAUCCUACAAUUCUUUGGUGCGAAGAAUGCACUUUUCCUAGCCAAACUACAACAAACCCCAUCAGAGAGUACACAAUGAGGCAAAAGGGCACAAGGAGUAUGAGGAUCUUUUGCUCACACAGCCACAUUAGUAACUCACAAGAAUGAUUAUACAAAAGAGUAGAUAUGGGGAGUAGAUGUGUUUUUCAGGCUGCAGGUUUUAUAUGUCCAUAACUGCCAAUGGACAUCGUUACAGUUGUUAAGUCAAGGCACCCAGGUAUUUUUUGUUAAUUCUUACUAGCCCUUUGUUGAUCAAAAAGGAGAACGGAAGCUUUAGAGGGGAGAAAAUGGGGUGAGGGAUGGAAUGAAGAUGCACCUGAUUGUUUUAAUUUAGGGAUGAAAGUGUUGAUGCUGAAUAUGCUGGCUUAGAAUGAAGAGGGAGUUUCCUAUCUUUUCAGGAGGGAUUUAUUCUUUUUUCAUACUGUCUUAUUCGUAUAUUCACACACACGUUUUUAAUGAGUUUCUUUGUUUGAUCUUUGUAUACAAUCCUUAAUAAAAUUAUUGUUCAAAAUAA